This is a messenger RNA of Striga hermonthica, 1242 nucleotides long. The record is from the annotation of a GenBank genome assembly. Lineage: Eukaryota; Viridiplantae; Streptophyta; Magnoliopsida; Lamiales; Orobanchaceae.
GCUGGGUGGUCGAAGACAAAAAGUCCACCACGGUUAAGGCCUCCGGGCUGGGUGGUCGAACACAAAAAAUCCACCAUGACUAAGGCCUCCGGGCUGGAUGGUCGUAUGUGUCGGCCACUCCUCCGAGGGUGGGCAUGCGUUCGAAGAAAAACCCAUCGAGCGAAGAUGGUCGUAUGUGUUGACCACCCCUCCGAGGGUGGGCAUGCAUUCAAAGAAAAACCCAUCGAGCGAAGAUGGUCGUAUAUGUCGACCACCCCUCCGAGGGUGGGCAUGCGUAACCGGAAAGGUUUAUUAUUAUUCGAAAAAGCAGAAUGUGUAAGUUCAAAUUUUCAAAUUCAGGACUCUUGGAAAUCGACCAUAUGGUUUUCGACUUCAGUCUCGGUUUUUGACUUUAACGUGGAUCACUCGACUUCGACAUCAGUGGUCAUUCAAUUUGUGGCCUCCAACCUCAGGGUCAUUCGAUGUUUGACCUCAGCAGCAGAUCAGUCAAUUUUCGACCUCAAUAGUCUCCCGAUUACUCGGUUUUUAGCUUGCGACCUCAACGGUCUCUCGAUUCUCGAUUCGGGGCUUUCGACCUCAGCGGUCUCUCGAUUACUGGUUUUUGGCUUUCGACCUCAACGGUCUCUGGAUUCUCGAUUCAGGGCUUUCGACCUCAGCGGUCUCCCGAUUACUCGGUUUUCGAACUCAACGGUCUCUCGAUUCUCGAUUCGGGACUUUCGACCUCAGUGGUCUCUCGAUUACUCAGUUCUUGGUUAUCGACCUCAACGGUCCCUCGAUUCUCGAUUCGGGCCUUUCGACCUUAGAGGUCUCUCGAUUACUCAGUUUUCGGCUUUCGACCUCAAUGGUCUCUCGAUUCUUGAUUCGGGGCUUUCGACCUCAGCAGUCUCUCGAUUACUCGGUUCUCGGCUUUCGACCUCAACGGUCUCUCGACACUCGGUUCUCAGCUUUCGACCUCAACAGUCUCUCGACUCUCAGUUCUCGGUUUUCGACCUCAACGGUCUUUCGACUCUCAGUUCUCGGCUUUCGAUCUCAACGGUCUCUCGAUUCUCGAUUCGGGGCUUUCGACCUCAGCGGUCUCUCGAUUCUCAACUUUUGACUUCAACGGUGACUACUCAGUUUUCAGUUUUUGACCUCAGCGGUCUCUUGAAUGUCGGCUUUCAACCUCAUCGACGAUUACUCGAUUUUCAGUUUCCGACCUCAGUGGUCUCUCAAUUCUCGAUUUUCGGCCUCAGUGGUCUAUUG